UCAUGAUUCUAUCACUUUUUAUCAAAUUUAAUUGCAUGAUAAAUACUCUCUCGUCUCUCCUACACUCUUACAAUUUCAGCACUACUACUUUUAUGAUAAACAGAUAAAUUCAUACGUGUAAUUUCUAAAACCCAAUCGAAAAACAAAUAAAAAAAUUAUAUACAAAUACAUCAAUUUCACAUUUAUUGUUCAACUAUUCAAAUCAUAUUAUGCUGUCUCUGUUCCCAUCGAUUUGAUAUUCUGCCAUGAUCUUAGGAUUGUCGAAUCCUUCAUUGUUGAUGGUCAUCUAAUCUUCUCUAUUUUACUCUACCUUCUGCAUCUCAAAAGAUUAUUGAGGAUGGUUGCUUUUGGGAAAAAGUUGAAAGAAAGGCAACUUCAAGAAUGGCAAGGCUAUUAUAUCAACUACAAAUUAAUGAAAAAGAAAGUCAAACAAUAUGCUCAACACAUAGAGAAUGGAACAUUGGACCGACGACAGGUUCUGAAAGACUUCUCGAGAAUGCUAGAUAACCAGGUAGAAAAAAUGAUAUGGGAAUGUCUAAGAUUGUCUGAUCAUUUUCAAAUUGAACGCCAUCAAAAUAUCAAAUGUUUUGAUUUUUAUUUUCAGAUUGAAAAAAUUGUCCUCUUCCUUUUGGAACAACAAGGGUUGCUUGCUGGAAGGUUGGCCAAACUUGGAGAGCAGCAUAAUUCUCCUGAUCAACAACCAGAUAUAGCUAAGAUAUCUCAAUUACGGGAAGCGUAUAGAGAAGUUGGGCUGGAUCUUUUAAAGCUUCUUUACUUUGUUGAGAUCAAUGCUAUAGGUCUACGUAAGAUUCUUAAGAAAUUCGAUAAACGAUUUGGAUACCAUUUUACUGAUUACUAUGUCAAAACACGUGCCAAUCAUCCUUACUCCCAGCUUCAGCAAGUUUUUAAGCAUGUGGGAAUUGGAGCAGUUGUGGGAGCUAUAACUCGCAAUCUUGGAGACCUGCAGGAGCGCCAAGGAAGCUAUGCAUCAAUCUAUGAUCAACCUGCUCUACCGCUUCAGGACCCUGUUAUUGAUUCAAUAAAAUCAGCUGUGGAUAGGUUGGGAUACUCAACAAAUUUUCUUCACUUCCUGGCACAACAUGCACUUAUUAUGCAGGAAGAGAUAUUACCAGCUCCAACUGAAGAGCAAAUUGAUGACAAAAGAUACAAUUUCAUGUCACUUAUUUUGAACUUGGCGAACACAUUUUUAUACAUGGUCAAUACAUAUAUUAUUGUUCCAACUGCUGAUGAUUACUCCUUGAGUCUUGGAGCUGCUGCAACUGUUUGUGGUAUUGUUAUUGGGGCAAUGGCUGUAGCACAGGUCUUUUCUUCUGUGUAUUUUAGUGCUUGGUCUAACAAAUCAUAUUUUAGACCUCUGGUUUUCAGCAGCAUUAUUCUUUUUGUGGGAAAUGCCCUGUAUGCAUUGGCCUACGACUUCAACUCAAUAUGGAUACUCUUGAUUGGUCGUCUAUUCUGUGGUUUGGGUUCUGCUAGAGCAGUUAAUCGACGUUACAUCAGUGAUUGCGUGCCCCUAAAAAUUCGUAUGCAAGCAUCUGCUGGUUUUGUCAGUGCAAGUGCUCUUGGAAUGGCAUGUGGUCCUGCUCUUGCUGGCCUACUUCAAACAAAAUUCAAGCUUUUUAACUUGACCUUCAACCAGGACACUCUGCCCGGUUGGGUUAUGGCUGUUGCCUGGCUUCUUUAUUUAGUUUGGCUGUGGAUUGCAUUUAAUGAACCUUUGCGUGAGGAAGAUCAUGAACAACAAUCUCCCGCAGAAACGAAACAAAAUGAUGUGAUGGAGAGGGGUGUUAAGCAACCCUUGCUUUUAACAUCAGAGCAAAACGAGAGAAGUUCAGAAAUUAAGGAACAACAUGAUGAUGAUGAUGAUGAUGGUGAUACAGAGUAUGACGGGAGUGAAGAAGCUCCUGAAGAAUCCCGCAAACCAGUCACCUCAAUUGCAUCCGCCUACAAUCUGCUCACGCCUUCAGUUAAGGUCCAAUUAUUGAUCUAUUUCAUGCUCAAGUAUGCAAUGGAAAUCUUACUCUCGGAAUCUAGCGUAGUUACGACGUACUACUUUGGUUGGUCAACCAGCACAGUGUCUAUUUUUCUUGCUUGCCUUGGCCUGACAGUGCUUCCUGUGAAUAUUGUUGUUGGGAGCUAUAUCAGCAAUAUGUUUCAGGAGAGGCAAAUUCUAUUAGCAUCUGAGAUUGUGGUUUGCAUUGGUAUUCUGAUGAGCUUCAAUUUUUUUGUUCCAUAUACUGUCCUGCAAUAUGUCUGUUCAGGCCUGAUCAUGUUCGUGGCUGCCGAAGUUCUUGAAGGGGUAAAUCUGUCGCUCCUCUCUCGGGUAAUGUCAUCAAGGCUCUCACGUGGAACAUAUAAUGGUGGCUUACUUUCAACGGAAGCUGGUACUCUGGCAAGAGUGGUCGCAGAUGCAACAAUCACCCUGAUCGGGCUCCUGGGUCAACGUAAUCUCCUGAAUUUGACUCUUGUUCCUUCGUUUCUCAUUUGCGUAGGCUCCAUAAUUGCUACAUGCUAUACCUACAACUCUCUUUACUGAUUGAACUCUGGUACAAUGAUUAUUUCAAUCCUGGUGCAUCCAUCCAGUUCUCAAAUUUUGGUUGUUUUUUGUUGUUAUUUAAUUUUCAAUUCUUGAAUAUUGCUGUAUAUUUUAGGAAAAUAUAGGCUUAUUUGUUGCUUUGCCCUCAGUUGCACCUCUAUAGUUACAUUUGAGUUGGUUUGCAGUGGGCAGCUUAAAUAAUGUAUCUAAAUGUGUUGCUAAUAUCUGCUCGAUUCUUGACCAGCUUUCAUGAAUUUUCUACCCACCAAAAUGGUUAAAUAAGCAUACAUUUAUGAAUGUACUUCCUCCGCUUUGUUGCGUUUGUUACAUUUUAUCUUCCUAUGCGAGAUUUUGAGGAGAAAUGCAGCAAAUUUAGUAUACAUCUUUACUUAAAACAACCGAAGAUAAGUUGAACCAAACUCCACAUUUUUAGAAAAAUGAUCCAAAAAGAUUUUGUUAUGUUCCUUGCCAAACCCAAACUGAUUCGUCGGUCAUCGGAACCUUAAUUCUAUUUCUUCAACCGAAAAGGAUAAAAUCCUACAUCAAGUAAAACCAGAACACUCCAUCCAUUACCCACUGACAGCAAUAUCGGUUUGCUCUAUAUUUUCAACUGAGAAAUUAGGCCUAAGCAUGAUCUAUCCCGACUACCAAUGAUAACCCGAACCCAAUAGACACUUGACUUGAACUUCAAUCAACACUGAACCUAUACCAUUUGGGUCACUCAAAUGACUGAUCACAUAUCGACCCACAUUUAACCAAUCCAAAUCAUGCAUGACCCUGUAUCGCGACACAUUCGAACAACACUUGCUCGAAGUAGAACCAUUUAUCUGAUUGAACACCUCUAGCCUCUAUUGAGCGGUUGUCAUGGGGGCUGAGUUAAGUUUGGAUUUUGUGUUGAGCUUUGUUUUUAUACCAAAACAAGUGAGUUUGGAUUUUCUUGUUGAGCUUUAUUUUCAUACCAAACCAUGGUGGAAGGAGCAACAAUUAUUCUUUAUAAACUGCAACGCCCCUGGAGUAUUGUUCUAACAAUUUUCAUACAAUGCAUGAUUAUGAUGGGUGAGUCUAACCCUGUCACUUAUGAAACUUUUGUGCGUGAUCAAUGUCCCAAAUUAAAAGGCUCACUACACUUACAUAGAAGUAUCUCUUAUGUGCCAAUC
Molecule: messenger RNA, 3711 nt
Organism: Amaranthus tricolor (Joseph's coat)
Lineage: Eukaryota; Viridiplantae; Streptophyta; Magnoliopsida; Caryophyllales; Amaranthaceae
Product: SPX domain-containing membrane protein At4g22990-like
Exons: 10
Coding region: 338-2554 (738 amino acids)
Biological process (GO): transmembrane phosphate ion transport from cytosol to vacuole
Cellular component (GO): plant-type vacuole membrane
Molecular function (GO): transmembrane transporter activity
Source: RefSeq, a predicted model, not a curated record